Molecule: messenger RNA, 1650 nt
Organism: Mercenaria mercenaria
Lineage: Eukaryota; Metazoa; Mollusca; Bivalvia; Venerida; Veneridae
Exons: 1
Coding region: 28-1650 (540 amino acids)
Source: RefSeq, a predicted model, not a curated record
AUAUACAAAAACGUUUAACUUUUCAAAAUGGCGGUAACUGGAAACUCACCCCGUAAGUCCAAGGCAAAGCAUAUAGAUAAAGAAACGAACGAUGAAGCAGCAAACGACACAGAUAAUGAUAACGAAGAUGACCAGGAACAACACCAUGAAUUUAUAAAGAACAAAUCACAUGCAACAAGAAAAGAAAACGGAGACACUUCCUUGGACCUGUUAGAAGAUGACAUCGUUUCUGCUGAAGAGAGUGUCCAAAAUUUCCUCAUAUCUACCGUAGGUAAAUCAAAUUCAAAAGUUUAUGAUAUUUUAUCAAAACACGGUCAAAAAUUGACCUUUCGUUCACAUGAUUCGAUACUAAAAAGGGACGAAUCGGAGAAUGGUCUUUUUAUUUUGUUGGCCGGAAAGGUUAACGUUUUAACGUCUGAUGGUUCUGAAGUGAUGAACACGCUCGACGCUGGAAACGUUUUUGGAGAAAUUUCGACGUUAUUUGAUAUUCCAGUAACCGCAGCUAUAACAGCAGCUUCAGAUGUAACUCUUGUUAAAUUGUCAAAGCAGAUUACUGUGGAAUUGUUCGAAGAUUUUGUUCAAGAUUUAGAUAUAAUUGAUUGGUUUAUUCAACGGAAGUACUUACCAACAGGAAGUGAUGUUGACAGUAGUAGAGUGUACCGACGUUUAGCUCUAAAGACUUUCAAGUGUAUAAACCUCUUUCAAACUUGGACAGAAGAAAUGAUUAAGAAAUUGAUUCUUUCAUUUGAACACAACAUUGUGAUCCUAUAUCCCAAAGGUUCUAUCAUAGUUUUAGAAAAGGACCCAUUAACAUCAUUAUAUAUUGUCAUUAGUGGUGAAAUUGAAAUUAAACAGGAUUCUAGAAUAAUCAGACAAAUUUAUGUCACUGCUGAGAAAGAUCCUUUUGUUUACACUGAACUCGCCUUAAUGGUAGAUGGAAAGACAUCGCCUGUUACCGUUAAAGCUUCGACCAACUGUCAGGUUAUACAGCUCAAUAAAGAAUUGGUAAUAAAGAUUCUAGAAUGUUUCCCAGAACAUAUGGAGACUUUUUCUGAACAGGCACGAUUAUUUCGCAUUUCAUUCCAGCGUCAAGGACAUAUCUACCUUAUGAACGAAGCCUAUCUUCAAAUUGAGAUGUUGUCUAGUUACCUCAGACAAUCUCCCUUCUACGCUUCAUCAACCGUGCAACAACUGUGGAGGAUAAUUCUCAACGGUGAUCUUCAAGAAUUUGAAGAGGGGUCUGGUGUGGUUCUCGAAGUAGAGUGUGAGAAAUAUGAAUCGAUUCUUGUAGUACAUGGUGAAGUUUUACAAAUACAUAAGUGUGAUUCUACUGAACCUGAUUCUGAUGAUGAUGAUGAAGCUGGGCAGAGUAAUAUUACACACGAUUCUGAUAAAGUCGUUGUAGUGUUGGAGGCUGGAGAGAAAGAUUCGGAGCAAGACGUGAGUAAUGAUAAGCAAACAUUCUCGGCAGGUACAGUUAUUGAUAUGGAAACGAUCACAAAAAUGUCAGAACCUCUAAAAGCAAACACUGCGUGUCUUCUUUUAAAAAUUAGAAAAUGUGAAAAUGUUAACAAAACGGAUGCACACACUGAAAACAAAGUGAACACUGCGGAAAAGGCUAUGUCCGAUGAUGCCUUAAACAUGGUUUAA